AUGAGGAGAUCGGCGCUGUGCUUCUUCUCGAAGCGGUGGUUUCGGAACUCCUCCCGCGCACGCUCCACGUCGGCCAGCUCCUCCGGCGUCGCCUCGGGAUCGAACGUCCACACCUGCCUCCCGGCAUGA
Spirodela intermedia is the source of this 129-nucleotide messenger RNA. The record is from the annotation of a GenBank genome assembly. Lineage: Eukaryota; Viridiplantae; Streptophyta; Magnoliopsida; Alismatales; Araceae.